AUGUCGUUUGAAACAGAAUCAUUGUCAACUGAGGUGAAAAGCACAAAUGUAAUCUCAACCGUUUCAGUAGCUAACGUAGACCUCACAUCGAACGAUAAUCACACUGCUGCAAUGUUAAGUUCUCCUGACCAGACAACAAUUACAUCUGAAAAGUCAGGUACCACAGACAGCAAAACCACAAAAGUAAUGAUAAUUGAAACGUCAAGCUCUACCGACAUUUCAGCAAAAGAUGCAAUGACAACUGAAACGUCAAGGUCAACUGAUAGCACAACCACAGACCCAAUGACAACUGAGACAACAGGAUCCACAAACAGCACAACAGACGUUUUUACGAUUGAAAUAUCAAGCCCAACUGAUAGCACAACAACCGACGUUAUUACUACUGGAAUGUCAAGCCCAACUGACAGUUCAGCAGCAGACGUAGUGACAACUGGAACGUCAAGAGCCACUGACAGCAUAACAACAGAGGUAGUGACAACUAAAGCAUCAAGUCCUUCUGACAGCACAACUACAGACUUAAUGACAACUGAAAUUUCAAGUCUUACUCACAGCUCAACUACAAAAGUAAUGAUAACUGAAAAGUCAAGUCCUAGAGACAGCACAAUCACAGAGGUAAUGUCAACUGUCACUUCAGACAGCACAGCCACGGAUACAAUUACAGCUGAAACAUUAGGUCCCGCUGACAGCACAGCAACAAAUGCUCUGAUUUCAGUUCCUAUUGAAAGCACAACCUCAAAUGCACUCUUGACUGCAACCACUUCCAUACUCCAAACAACAGCUGAAACACCUACUGCGUUUGACAGCACAACCACAGCUGUACCUUCGUCUGCAAUAGUGAAUAUCUCAGACACACCUACACCAGAUGAACAGGCAACAACUUUACCAUCAAAUUAUUUUGAUUCAACUUCUAUCAUGAGUACAACAGGGAGGUUAGAUGAGACUUGUAUCAUGACAUACGAAUUUUCUGGAGGGACCCAUGAAGUACCCUGCUAUAACGACACUUAUUCUUGGAUCGUUAUACAGAGACGAUUUGACGGAAAUGUUGAUUUCUACCGAAACUGGAAUGAAUAUAAAUUAGGCUUCGGUUCCAUAAACACAGAAUUUUGGUUAGGUAACGACAACAUACAUGACCUGACGAGUGUGUUUGGGUACACUCAUUUAAGGAUUGAGAUAAAGGACUUUGAUGGCCAAGAGGGAUAUGCUGAAUACACAUUCUCAAUAGACGAUGAAUCUUCUCUAUAUAUGAUACACAUUUUAUGGAUAUCGGGAAACAUUACUGAUAAAUUAUGGCUUACAGACGGCGCUUCAUUUUGUACUUAUGAUCAAGAUAACGACGGAAGCAAAUCAAAGGUGUGUACAACUGACUUCCACGGAGGCUGGUGGUAUGCCUGGAGUGCUUUUUGCACAGAGGCUAAUCCGAAUGGCCUAUAUUAUUAUACAUAUACACCAGAAAAAACCGGAAUUUUCUGGUUUGGCUUUGGCACCUCCUCUUACCACACUCUUAAAGAAGUUCGAAUGAUGAUACGAAAACCAUAAUCGUCUUUAGGAGGCUAAGUAGUAAACCAUUAGAUCUGCCUUAAACGUUUAGAUAUAUUUUUGGACAUAAAAAAUUAUUUGAUAAAAAAAAAUAGUGUAAUUUAAGAUAUUUAUUUAUUUAUUAUUACAUAAAGCUCUUCAUCUAAAGGAGUAAAAUAUAGUCUAUAAAUGGCGUUUGAAACCUCUAAAGAACAUUUGUUUAAACUGAUUUUCACUGUACAUUCAUUCCUAAAACUCACAAUUAUAUAUUUUGUAUCGUAUAUCUGGAGUAGUUCUCAAUUGCUUGUUCUAAUUAUGUCGUUUUCAUUUCAAAUAAACGGUGUUAUUUGUAUUUUCAUAUUUUAAACGUAAAAGUGUUAAAAUUUGAUCUGA
This is a messenger RNA of Magallana angulata, 1908 nucleotides long. RefSeq names its product angiopoietin-2-like. The record is from RefSeq and is a predicted model, not a curated record. NCBI's taxonomy places the organism in Eukaryota, Metazoa, Mollusca, Bivalvia, Ostreida, Ostreidae. The coding region runs from base 1 to 1536 and encodes 511 amino acids. The transcript has 5 exons.